Messenger RNA from Penicillium maclennaniae, 1170 nucleotides. RefSeq lists its product as uncharacterized. Lineage: Eukaryota; Fungi; Ascomycota; Eurotiomycetes; Eurotiales; Aspergillaceae. The transcript has a single exon. The record is from RefSeq and is a predicted model, not a curated record. Bases 1 to 1170 code for a protein of 389 amino acids.
AUGUUCCGGAAAUCUCAAGACGACGAUGAGCGAUCAGUUCGAAAACUCUAUAAGAGGCCGGAGGGCAUGAUUCAGCAAACCGCCUCACGCAGAGGAUCGAUAGCUGAAGAAAGACAAAUCGCCAAGAUUCGCAAGGACCGACCGAACAAUAUAGCACAGCUGGACAAUGGCAUCCCAAGAGAUCUCAUUGAGAAGGAAUGGAAGCCUGCCCAGCUGCAGAAUUGGAAUUGGUCGAAUAUUGUGCCAAGUCGUUCGUCAACCCUGCAAGAAGCAGGAUCGAAUGAUGAAUCCAACCGGCCAGCUCCAGUACACUUCAGAAUCGAGAGAAAGCCAAUACCAAUACUCAGUGGAGCAUCCAGCAACAACAGCCACAGCAGACAACCGACAAAGGGGUCUUUCUCGUGGCCGAGAUCACCAGGCAGGAGUUCAGAGCUACCAAAGCCGUCCAAUAUAGAAGAACAUCUUGCACAGAUCCCCGCUCCGACACUGAAUCGUUUCUAUCAAAACAGAGACGUCGAUAUCAUUCUCACGGGACCUGAGAAUUAUUCCUGGUGGGCUAUGAAUAAGAAGCGCCAAUUCAUCGAAUCCAACGCGUGGCUGACAAUUUCGGAAGACCUAAGCUGCGUGCCGGGAGAAAGCAACUACCAGGUGCACCACCACAAUCUGUUCAAAAUAGCCUGGUUCGGUAUUAUGGAAAGUGUGUCUCCAGAGAUACGUCGAAUUCUCAAUGUCGACUGGCGGGGUAAUCCGCGCGGAGCUUGGCUCUACCUGGAGAGAACGUACGGUUCAGUAUCGGCAACCACGCUUUGUUCUAUGAGGGGUGUCCGCGACAUGCUUGAUCUCAAGUACGACGAUUGUGGAUCUUUGACGGAUUUCCUUGGUCUCAUGGUGCAAUAUUGCCGUGCAAUCCAGUGUAAUCAGCAGGGAAAGCAGGGUACUGAAUGGCUGUGGUGUCAAUUUAUUCUGGUGAAAUUGGGGCCAAAGUGGGCGCCUUGGAUUGCUGACUUGAUGGAUCAAAUUGAAGAAAUAGACAGUCCUUUAGACUUGUUAGUAGAUAUGCACCGAUUGGUGGAGGAACUUUUGAAUGAGGAUGAAGAGUGCAAGAAGGCGGAGUUUCAGCGGCGCACAACUGCCGGAAAAGAUGGGAAGAUGAGAUUUCCUUUACUUUGA